AUGUCAUCCGAGCACCUGUAAAUUGCCGUGUAUUUGACCAAAGUCUCGGUCUGAGUCAUUUCGAGCGUUUUUCUAAUGAAUCACAACAAUGACGUUAGCCGCGCGCCAUUUUUCAAACCAGACCAACACGAAAUUCCCCCAGUUGGCCGAAAAGUUACCAAAACAUAACCGUGUUAAAUUAACUCUGAUAAGUAACAAAACAAUUGUGAUAAUGUGAUAAAAUGUAGUUAACACAGUUAGUAUUAUUUCGUACGCAAAAUAGUGAUUUCUGUGCUAGUUUGAGGAGGGGCAGUUGAGGUUAUGUUACCAUGUCUCGAGAGACCAACUCGGAGACUCCGCUCCAAGCCAGGCGCAAAAACGAGUAUUACCGCAGCAUUUUCAACAAAUAUGACCGGGACCAUGACGGUUUUAUCAACGUUGGGGAGCUGAAUGACUUGAUUGAGAGCCGGGAAUAUGACCACGAUAUUCCAGAACAUGUCGUCCGGAAAAUCCACCAAAUGGCCGACCAAAAUCACGACGACAGAAUUGAUUUUUCGGAAUUUGUUGAAAUGAUCAACCACCCGGACUUCCAGUUCGUUUUUGGACACUAUGUCAACAGAUACAUCCAAAUGGUGGUGCCCCGAAGACGGGGCGCUAGUGAAGUCGACGGGGUGUACGAUGACCAGUACUCCUGUUACCCCCCGGCUGUCGGCAUGAUCAUUAUUUCGCUAAUUGAGGUUAUAUUUUUCUGUGUGGAUGAGACAAUUGAGGCAGACUCGACCAAAUCGGCCUCGGGCCCCAUCAGUUCUGUGUUUAUUUAUGAUCCGUAUAAAAGACAGGAGGCUUGGAGGUUUAUCACUUAUAUGUUUGUCCACGUUGGGGCUUUUCAUUUAUUCGUCAAUCUUUUGGUGCAAAUCCUACUGGGGACCCCUCUAGAAAUGGUGCACAGGUGGUGGCGAGUCUUACUCAUCUACUUCGCGGGGGUCCUCGCUGGGUCUCUUGCAACCUCAAUCGCGGAUCCCACUGUGAGACUUGCGGGGGCCAGCGGUGGGGUCUACUCCCUCAUCACAGCCCAUAUAGCCACCAUAAUCAUGAAUUGGAGAGAAAUGUCUUUCCCCAUUGUCCAAUUAUUUAUUUUUUUGAUAAUCAUGGCGUCUGAUAUUGGGACGGCUAUCUACAACCGGUAUUUCCUCGAAAUGGACGAACAUAUUGGUUACAUGGCACACUUUGCGGGGGCUCUCGCUGGCCUUUUAGUGGGGCUCAAUGUCUUACGGAACUUGGAAGUGACAACGGCAGAAAGGGUUAUUUGGUGGGUUUCAAUAGUGACAUAUUGCGUGCUAAUGGCAAUUGCAAUUAUCUGGAAUUUCGCCUGGCCAGAGUAUUUUUUGAAAAUUCGGGAACGGAAUUGAGGUUAAGUGCGGAAAAUCACACAAAAAUGCGACAGUUUUAGUAUUUUUUUAUUUUUAAGUACGGAUUAGGUACAAAGAGACCAGUAUUGUAGCUAGAGAUUGAUUUUUCGUAUUAUUAUUGUUUCUACAUAAAGUGAGGUUAUGUCAUCAAAUAACAACAAAAUAUUUUAUUUAAGCGUCUUGCGAUGACUAAAACAGACCUGUAAUCGCGUUUUAAACCUAUAGUAUUAAGUUGAGUCGCCCCGUAAUGUUAUUUGUGUAAAAACCUCGCUAAAAUUGAAAGUGAGGUUAUGUUUGACAAUCCACGAAAAAUACUAAUUGUAGAAAUUGCGGUGCCUUUCUAGCACAAAACGCCCAAUAUUUUUAUAUUCUACUUUAUUACGUCCAAAUAUUUACAAUAAAAGACUUGUUUGCAUAAGUAAA
Molecule: messenger RNA, 1811 nt
Organism: Tribolium madens (black flour beetle)
Lineage: Eukaryota; Metazoa; Arthropoda; Insecta; Coleoptera; Tenebrionidae
Product: rhomboid-related protein 2-like
Exons: 3
Coding region: 309-1388 (359 amino acids)
Cellular component (GO): membrane
Molecular function (GO): calcium ion binding; serine-type endopeptidase activity
Source: RefSeq, a predicted model, not a curated record